AUGAAUCGAGGAGUUGGAAAAAAACUAGUGACAAUGUGGUUCAUCAAGCUUCUCUUAGCUAUAUGCUUCAUGACCCUAUGUCUAUUUCACUCGUCCCGAGCUCAAAAUUCUCCUCGAGACUUUGUGAGUGCUCAUAACGUGAUUCGUGCCACCGUCGGGGUCGGUCCGCUAGUUUGGAACCACACCUUGGCUUCCUAUGCUCAGAAUUAUGCCGAUGAAAGGAUAGGUGACUGCAAAUUGGAACAUUCCUAUGGACCAUACGGUGAAAACCUUGCUGAAGGCUAUGGCAACCUUGAUGGCGCCGACGCAGUGAAAAUGUGGGCUAGCGAGAAGCCUGACUACGACCACGGUUCCAACCGGUGCAAGAGUGGUGGUGACGACUGCCUGCACUAUACUCAAGUUGUUUGGAGCAAGUCGGUUCACCUCGGGUGCGCCAGAUCCCAGUGUGCAAACGGAUGGAUUUUCGUUAUUUGCAGUUAUGAUCCUGUUGGAAACGUUGAGGGUGAACGUCCUUAUUAA
Hibiscus syriacus is the source of this 519-nucleotide messenger RNA. Its product is annotated as pathogenesis-related leaf protein 4-like. The coding region runs from base 1 to 519 and encodes 172 amino acids. The record is from RefSeq and is a predicted model, not a curated record. NCBI's taxonomy places the organism in Eukaryota, Viridiplantae, Streptophyta, Magnoliopsida, Malvales, Malvaceae. The transcript has 2 exons. Gene Ontology annotation, cellular component: extracellular region.